CAGUCGAAGCCAAAGUAGUUGUUCUAUUUGUGAUCUCAAAACUCGAACUUUGCGUUGGUUACGUACUCCAACAAGUGUGUUUAAGCUUCUGGGGUUCUUGGGCCGAAGGGGAACUAGCAGAUCUCAGUCACAUGAAGGGUUCUUUUACUCUGGUGGAUGUGCUUCUGGUACUCGCCUUGUUGAAUGAAGCUACAUUGACUGUCAAGGGCAGGCCACAUUGCAAACAGACAAAUUCAGGAGUUUUUCGACCUCACAGUGUCUCAAUCAGCGAGUUUGGUGCAGUAGGUGAUGGGCAAACCCUCAACACCAAAGCAUUUCAGAAUGCCAUCUUCUAUCUCAAUUCCUUUGCCGACAAAGGGGGGGCCCAGCUUUUUGUCCCAGCUGGCCGGUGGUUAACAGGAAGCUUCGUUCUCAUCAGUCAUCUAACUUUGCGCUUAGAUAAGGAUGCUACAAUUCUUGGAUCCACGAACUCUGAUGAUUGGCCACUUACUGAUCCCCUACCGUCAUAUGGCCGAGGUAGGGAGUUACCUGGUGGAAGGCAUCGAAGCCUCCUUUAUGGAAACAAUUUGACUGAUGUUGUUAUAACAGGUGAUAAUGGAACUAUUGAUGGUCAGGGCACAGUCUGGUGGAAUUGGUUCCGAAAUGAGACCUUGGAUUAUACCAGGCCUCAUUUGGUUGAGUUGAUGAACUCAAAUGGUGUCUUCAUCUCAAACCUGACCUUCCUUAAUUCACCUUUCUGGAAUAUCCACCCAGUGUACUGCAGCCAAGUUAGAGUCCAAAAUGUAACAAUCAUUGCUCCUCUUGAUUCACCAAACACAGACGGGAUUGAUCCAGACUCUUCCAAUGACGUUUGCAUUGAAGACUGUUACAUAAGCACUGGCGAUGAUCUGAUUGCCAUCAAAAGUGGGUGGGAUGAAUAUGGUAUUUCCUUUGCUCGUCCCAGUACUAAUAUUAUUAUUCACCGGCUUGUUGGAGAGACUCGGUCAAGCUCAGGCAUUGCAAUUGGAAGUGAGAUGUCUGGAGGUGUAUCGGAAGUUCAUGCUGAAGACCUCCAAUUCUUCAAUUCAAAUGCAGGGUUAUUGGCCAGUAUGGAGAGCAUCCGGAUGAGUUUUAUGACCCUAAUGCUCUUCCCCUAAUAGAGAUGAUUACCAUUCAAGAUGUUACAGGAGAGAAUGUUAAAGUUGCAGGCCUCAUGGAGGGUAUAAAAGAGGAUGAUUUCCAUAACAUUUGCCUAUUUAAUCUCUCUCUCAGUGUAAGUUCAGGUUCCCCAUGGAACUGUUCUUAUAUCCAAGGAUAUUCAGACUUGGUUUCCCCAGAGACUUGUCAGCCUCUCAAAGAGAGAAUCUUUCCUGAGCAUUCCUCGGAUUGUUACCAUUUGUCAGACCACCUGCGGAGGAUGAGUAGUCGAAAUGGAGGUGAUCAGUUUCUCUCAUGGUAAAUAUAACGAUGUAUUAUAACACAUUGCUAAUGGUGACACACAUUCUUUUGAAAUUGUUUCGUCUUUAAUUUGAUUCUUUCCAUUUCUCUGCACAACUGCCUAAUUCAUUGUGGGCAGUGAUCUCCUGAAGCAAUGUUUUUGAGUGUAGCUGCUAAUGAUAUGUGGACUUGUUGACCUGUGAGAUUAUAUUGAGAUAUGAUUUGAUUGUUGUAAUUUUUGUGCAGCGACAAAUAAUCCAGUGAUUUAGCAG
Ilex paraguariensis (yerba mate) is the source of this 1688-nucleotide messenger RNA. The record is from the annotation of a GenBank genome assembly. Lineage: Eukaryota; Viridiplantae; Streptophyta; Magnoliopsida; Aquifoliales; Aquifoliaceae.